This is a messenger RNA of Vigna angularis (adzuki bean), 1243 nucleotides long. RefSeq lists its product as uncharacterized. The transcript has a single exon. NCBI's taxonomy places the organism in Eukaryota, Viridiplantae, Streptophyta, Magnoliopsida, Fabales, Fabaceae. The coding region runs from base 606 to 1040 and encodes 144 amino acids. The record is from RefSeq and is a predicted model, not a curated record.
UGAAAAUACCAAAUAUAACGACAACAUUUUCUGAAUAAUCUCAUGUAGACCCAUUUCUAUGACCCACCAACCAUUCAAUUAAUUGCCUAGUAGAACAAACAAGAAAGGAGGCCACCAGAAAACCAUGGCGAUGUCUGCAUGAAAUAUGGAUCCAAUUUAUGAGGUAUUUAUGGUAACACAACAUCAACUUCGUUCAUCAAGCUCCUUCUCUACUCAAUCUCAAAACUUAAUCUUCUAGUCCUCUCUCCCUCUUUGUGUAAGUCCUCUCAGCCUUUAUCUACCAAAUUGAAACUGGUUUUCUGAAAUCUGUCAACAAGUUGUGAUCAAGGUGAAGUUCAGCAUCCUUUUGAUGCUAUGUCUGAAAUUUGAGUAGACUAAGCUUCUGAUUUGUUCGGUUGAAGUUCUAAAGGGUGAUGAUGAAAAAGUUAGCAUGCUUCAAACUAGAAUCAGGAUUGGUCAUGUCACAGAUUUGGUUCUGUUGCUGUUAUCACUGUUACUGUACUACUGGUAAGUGAAGUAACUAGAGCUUGAGAUUUGAACUGCCUUUACUGGGGAAGAAGCUGAGCUGAGUGUGAAAAAAGAAAGGGUUUUUGGAAUUUGGAGGAAUGGGUUCUUCUUGCUUUUUCAUAAUAUGUGUUCUGCAUUCUGCAAUAGCUUUGACUUGUGGAGUCCUAAUGGUGUUUUAUUCGAAAGAGAUAUGUGUGCUGGGGCAUGGACCAAAGACAGCAAGCAAGCUUCAAGGGUCAACACCUCAUGAUCAGUUACUGAUUCAAACCUCAGAUUCCUUCUCUGGCUUGUUGUUGUUCACAAUUGGAUUCCUUGUGUUCAUGGUUGCUUGUGUUAAGGACUGGGAGUUCCAAAGUUUCUUUGCCAAAGGGUGUGUCUUUCUUCACAUAUCUAUGGCAGUUUGGAGAUUCUACUUUGGAAGGAAGCUUGAAGAUCUUGCCCAUGACUGGCCUAGACAUGCUGUUGGGGACAUUGCGUUGGCCACUUCCUGGCUCUUCUUUCUUGUCUACUUGUGGAGAGAGAAGUAUGAUUAGUGUUUUGCUAUAUUGUAUAGUGUAGCAUCCAUGGAAAACCUUAGGCCUUUGUGUUGUUGUACUUGUUUCUUGGAUUCACUUGUGUGAAAGUCUGUGUUUUCAAUGUAAAUUUAUCCAUAUUUACAAAAGCAUAGAUGAUGACAGUUAUGAAUGUAAACAUGUAAAUGGGAUUAAUUAAUCAGUCUCCUUGAUUCCUGGUUGAA